Messenger RNA from Pseudoliparis swirei, 3597 nucleotides. It is a transcript of the gene alcama, whose product is annotated as activated leukocyte cell adhesion molecule a. Gene Ontology annotation, molecular function: cell adhesion molecule binding. Lineage: Eukaryota; Metazoa; Chordata; Actinopteri; Perciformes; Liparidae. The coding region runs from base 149 to 1837 and encodes 562 amino acids. Gene Ontology annotation, cellular component: cell-cell junction. The transcript is spliced from 16 exons. The record is from RefSeq and is a predicted model, not a curated record. Gene Ontology annotation, biological process: cell-cell adhesion.
UCUCGGUAUUUCACCUGCGCUCCCUUCUGACCCUAUAGGUUUCGGACUUCCAUUGCCUCUUCCAAACCACAGUGACGUAUCAACGGGCCGUACUCGUUUAGUCCAGAUCGACUUGAGCCACAGAGGGAUCCAGACACGGGCUGUGAGGAUGGACCACGCUGCUUUCCUGUUGUUGGCUCUCGUGGGCUCCGGGACGCUACUCCAAGUGUCGGCUACAGAAGGUAUGACUGCCUUGUAUGGAGAUAUCAUUGUUGUCCCAUGCAACAGUGGAGCUACGACACCAGAGGAUCUGAUGUUCGUCAAGUGGAAAUAUGAGAAAGAUGAUGGCACUGUUGGUGAUCUGUUGAUCAAACAGGCCAAACCACCAAAUGACCUAACCACGAUUCAGGCCACGGACGAUUAUGCCAUGAGGGUCAGCAUCGACGACAAAUUCAGCCUGCAUAUCACCAAGGCCUCGCUCAAAGACCAAAAGACCUUCACCUGCAUGGUGGUGUCAGGCUCCGAACUCUCGGAGUACCCCGUCUCUGUCCUUGUUUACAAGAAGCCGUCUUCAGUUCAGAUCAUGGACAAGUCUAAAGUGCUGCAGAAGGACAAGGCAACAACGGUGGGAACAUGUGUUGCGACGGAUGCAAACCCCACAGCUACAAUCACAUGGACAAAGAAUGGAAAGCUCUUGGUAGCCGACGGGAAAGUCGUUGUCAUCACCCCGAGCAUGAAGUUGGAUCCAGCCACAGGCCUGUCCACCACCUCCUCCACCCUCCAGUAUGCAGCUUCGAAGGAGGACGCUGUCGCAGUCUUUGCCUGUGUCUCCACACAUGAGCUGAGCAAUCAGGAGACUAAGAUGGAGCCCGUUCCUGUUCACUAUCCAUCAGAGAAGGUGAGCCUCCAAAUUAUGUCCAAGGGACCCAUUGUAGAAGGAGAUAACGUGACUUUGAAGUGUCACGCUGAUGGCAACCCUCCACCCAGCUCCUUCUACUUUCACAUCAAGGGCCAGAAACUGCUGGUGGAAAAUUCAGACACCUACACCUUGGCUGCGAUCAGCAGAGAGGCUGGGGGUGAAUAUAAAUGCUCCCUGGCUGACAACGAGAAAAUGGAAGCCUCCCAAAGCAUUGUCGUUAACUACAUUGACCUGAGUUUGACUCCCACUGGAAAGGUAGUGAAGGCCGUAGGGGACACCUUGUCCGUGAAGAUGGAGAAGAGCGCCUCGGGUGACACUCAAGUAUCAUGGACAAAGAAUGGAAAGUUACUGAAGGAGCCGGUGUUUAGCAGGCUGACUUAUGCUGAUGCGGGACUCUACGUAUGUGAGCUUUCCAUGACUGGCCUCACACAACAUCAGAGCUUUGAACUGGUCGUAGAAGGAAAGCCUGUGAUCACAAGUCUAACCAAACACCGUCCUGGUGAUGCCAAUUACAAGGUUUUGACCUGCGAGGCUGAUGGAGUACCAGAGCCCAACUUUCAAUGGAGCGUCAACAGUACAGAUGAGGAGAGCACCUAUACCAACGGCAAGGCCACCCAUAAAAUCUCUGUGAUCCCCAAGGUGAAUCUGACAGUCACCUGCAGCGUCAGCAACAAGCUAGGAGAAGAUAGCAUGACCAUCAAUGUUUCCUCUGUUUUUAAAGAGGAAAAGGAGGAUAAAGGCUCUUCAGAGGAGUCAGAGGACCAGUCUAAGCUCAUAGUGGGAGUGGUGGCAGGGCUCCUCAUAGGCGCCGCCUUGCUGGGACUCAUCUACUGGCUCUACAUGAAGAAUGCAAGACAAGGAAGCUGGAAAACUGGUGAGAAGGAGGUGGGAACAUCUGAGGAGAGCAAGAAACUGGAAGAGAAUAAUCACACUGUUUAAAGAUACUCAGCCUGUGCUACAAGGGAUGAAAGAGUGAGGCAGUUGAAAGCAGCCAUGCAACAGAGAAAAUACAGACUGCUGGCCCCUCAGGCUCCACAAAAGCAGCAACACUGUAAUUUCCCACCAAGUCCUGCUCACAGCCUGCUGUCCCACCUCACUUACUGUUUGAUUUUGUGAUUCUGUGUUCCUGGUGAAUGCUUUCUGUUACUUUUUGUUUUGAGCAAUUCCUCUAAGGCUCUGUGGUGGGGCUUUUACCGCUGAGUUCUUCCUUUUAGGAUUUAUUUGUUUGCUAGUUCGUUCUUGAAUUUCUUCAAAGAAUGUAAAUCCCGUGUACACUUUUUGUUUAACAAAUUACAAUGAUGUGUCUGCCCUCACGGAGCAUGCCAAUGUGUAUUUGUUUUGUUUCUAUAGAUGUCUGUGUGCUGUUUGAAAAGCCUUUGUUGGCUGUGCUCAGAGAAAGAAACACCUUCCUGCUGUAUAACCUCACUGAAUCUCAUCUCAGACUUAAAGAUAACCUCAACAUCUUAACAUUGGCAAAUAGAUUGUCUGUUUAGUUAAUGGAUGGCUUCUCCAGAAUGACUAGUUAUAGUGAUACUGUUGAUGUACUAUUAAUAAUUCAAACACUAUUUUUUUUAUUUUAAAUGUUAGCUAUUUUAAAUUUCAUUGGUGUAUAUUUAAAUUAGACAUCUGCAAAUUACACAUUAAGACACACUCAACCACUAGUUAGUUGUUUUUGUAACUUAGUCAUUUCUUCCAACUUUUUUGCCGUCUCGAGACUUUUUACUUCCUUAAUGUAGAAAAUAGCUGUCGUCAGAAAAGUGAAACAAAAUCUAAGAGAUGUAGGUUUUUGCCAAAAUGCUUCUUUUAGUAGUUUAGUUUAGUUAAAUGCACGACAUUGUUCAUGUCUUCACCUCUUAGUUCCUGCACCGUAUUUUGUUUUUCAUGCUUUUCUCCAUCUUUUUAUCUUCAUGCCUGGACUGAAAUCUGUUUUUGUGUUUUUUAUGUAUUUAUAUUCUGUGUGCACCAUCCCUGAAUGCCGAUGCUGCAGCAUGCAAGAUAGUUGUUUUUUAAGCCUGCGUGGAAAGCAUCAUCAAGUGUUGAAAAGGUGGUAGGGAGUUGAAUGAGUGUGAAUAAGGUUAUACAGUAUCUGUGCUUAUUCUCUGCUAUAUUGUUAUUAUUAUGUCAUUUUUAGCUCAGUGGUGUGAAGGAUUUCCCAUACAGUGGUUAUGAUUUGCCAAUCAGAUGACAUGCUUUCUGGCAUUACAUACAUUUAUUAUGGUACAUCCCACAAUUCACCACUCCAAUAACCCACCAAGGACAAAGGGUUGAUAAAACUUAAACUUUUCAACAGAACAUUUCUAGUUCACACCAUGUAAACUUGCUUUUCUCAAGAGCUUCAGAUGCAGAUAAUGUUGGCUGAUCAUAAAACACUAAAUGUUAACUUGAAGGAGUUUAUCUUUCGGUUGUCCUCCAAACUGAAGCAAACGGAUGACAUUCCAUUCUCUUACUUUUUGUUUAGCUGUGUAGAAGUUACCAAUGUGCCCACUCAGCAUGAAAACGCCGUAAUCAAAUUGUGGGAUGGUUGCCAGUCAGUUGAUCACCACUUCAAGCACCUAGUCCUCGUGCCUUUUGUUCCCUUUUCAAUAAUCAGAUCAGCAGUGAAACCAAAGACGGUAAGAUCAGAAGGCCAUAGUAGUGUUGUAAAUACAGACUUCUGUUUUUGUACGUUGUAGACAAUAAAGUUUACAUUUUGAAACUAA